GAAACCACGGGUUACACAGAAAUGCUGCAGUUUCACCGGAUCCAGCAAGGUUGAAAGAUAUGUCCUAACGUGUAUUUUUUCAGUCUUGUUAAAGCAACAAAGAGUUUAACUACCAAACUCCAAUUAUUUGCGAAACGGCGAUCAAUUUCCGAACUGCAGUUCUCGUAAAGGACUGAAAUUUGCCUCGAAACAGAUCGUUCGUCGCCAACCUGACUUCACACAGGAAAUCUAAUAUAGGGGAUAAUUUUUAAGGAGAGAAUCUUACUAUGACAAGUUUCAGCAUUUCUUCAACCAUGUCCACUGAAAACUUCUCGACGACUAUCAGUGGAACAGUAGAGUCGCAGGGUGUGGAAAUACUUAAGAGCACGCUUUAUGCGACUUGUGGUGUCUUUGGUGUUGUCGGUAACAUCCUAACGACAAUUAUUUUGACGAAGAUCAAGGCGAAGGAAACGAGAGUAAUGGAUUUCUACAUGAUUAACUUAGCCAUAGCGGAUUUAGGAACUUUGCUCUUGGCAUUUCCAAUUACCGCGAUACGAGAGAGACUUCCGAAUGAUUGGCCAUUUGGAGAGUUUGUCUGUUUGUAUUUCCUUCCACUUACCGACAUAUUUCACGGCUCGUCUGUUUGGUUCAUUACAGCAGCUGCCAUAGAAAGAUAUCAGAAAAUUGCCAGGCCUUCCAAAGUAAACGUCAAACUGCCAAUAGCAUUGAAAAGAGCACAGAUCGUUGCAGUGAGCACAUGGGUGGCGUCAUUCGUCGUCUUUUCAUUACCGCUCUAUUUUGUUCUUCGCUACAGAGAGGUUUCUACCGAUGGAAGAUUUUGGUGUGGUUCAGAGUGGCCUUCAUUAGGCGCAGGCCUCGCUCUAUCCAAACUUUACUUUACUUUCAUGGUCUUUGUAUCUUAUGUUAUGCCACUAUUUGUAAUAUCGGGAACAUUCCUCGCAGUGUCGCACAAACUAAAUAAAAGCAGCAAGUUUAUCCACGUUAUCAAUUCGCAACAUGAGAAAGACAGUGAAUUACUUAACUUACACAGUAGAAAGUUUAGCCCAACAAGAAGGCAUGCCAAUCGGCUCGCUCAAAACAGACGCGCUAAAAUGAUUUUAACACCAGUUGUUGGAGUGUUUGCUGUGUUCAUGCUUCCGCUGACAAUUCUUCGCCUAUACGUUGUAUUUUGGCCCCCUAUUUUCACACAAACAUUUUACAGCGACUUGCUGUUUGUGGUUUCAGUUGGUGUUAUAAUCAACUCGUCUGUAAACCCGGCCAUAUACUCGGUGGUUAGGAAAGACUUCCGUCGCCAAAUGGUCCGAUUACUUUGCUGGAAGAGAAGAUCAUCGCGGGGCCAGAAGCAUAAUCGAGCUAUUGUUUCUGUCAAAUCGGGUCUCAAUCAGAUUUCUCGUUCUUGAAUCAGAGAUAAAAUGGAAUCGCGUUUAACUCGAAGAGGUACAUUCAGCUGCUUUAAGGAUUAAUUUGUUUAUUCUUUUCUUAAGCACGUUUUCGAUUGACGUUGUUUAUCGAGUGUAUUUUAUAAAAUAGCCAACGUUAUAGGGUACAGUUUUUAUUAAAGCAUUCAUCAUAUGUCACAAACGAGAAUUCAGCAUAACUCUGUUAUAUUUAUAAACU
This is a messenger RNA of Pocillopora damicornis (cauliflower coral), 1617 nucleotides long. Its product is annotated as QRFP-like peptide receptor. Gene Ontology annotation, molecular function: G protein-coupled receptor activity. The record is from RefSeq and is a predicted model, not a curated record. Gene Ontology annotation, biological process: G protein-coupled receptor signaling pathway. NCBI's taxonomy places the organism in Eukaryota, Metazoa, Cnidaria, Anthozoa, Scleractinia, Pocilloporidae. Gene Ontology annotation, cellular component: membrane.